Molecule: messenger RNA, 1730 nt
Organism: Pezoporus flaviventris
Lineage: Eukaryota; Metazoa; Chordata; Aves; Psittaciformes; Psittacidae
Gene: NOS1AP
Product: nitric oxide synthase 1 adaptor protein
Exons: 10
Coding region: 91-1587 (498 amino acids)
Molecular function (GO): nitric-oxide synthase binding
Source: RefSeq, a predicted model, not a curated record
GGGGGCAGGCCGGCGGCGAAGGGCGGAGGUUCCGCGGCGGCGGCGGCGCCGGGCGCGCUGCAGGGGCAGCCCGGCCGCCGCGGGGCCGCCAUGCCCGCCAAGUCCAAGUACAACCUGGUGGACGACCGGCACGACCUCCGCAUCCCCCUGCAUAACGAGGACGCCUUCCAGCACGGCAUCUGCUUCGAAGCCAAGUACAUUGGGAGCCUGGAUGUGCCACGGCCGAACAGCAGAGUGGAGAUUGUGACAGCCAUGCGGCGGAUCAGGUAUGAAUUUAAAGCCAAGAAUAUCAAGAAGAAGAAAGUGAAUCUCAUUGUGUCAGUGGAUGGUGUGAAAGUCAUUCUGAAGAAGAAGAAGAAGCUUCUUUCAUUGCAGAAAAAAGAAUGGGCCUGGGAUGAGAACAAAAUGCUUGUCAUGCACGAUCCCAUCUACAGGAUAUUCUAUGUGUCUCAUGACUCCCAGGACCUAAAGAUCUUCAGUUACAUUGCCAGGGAUGGGUCUAGCAAUGUCUUCAGGUGCAACGUCUUCAAAUCCAAGAAGAAGAGCCAAGCCAUGCGUAUUGUCCGGACAGUGGGCCAGGCAUUUGAGGUCUGCCACAAGCUGAGCCUGCAGCACACCCAGCAAAAUGCAGAUGGGCAGGAGGAUGGAGAUAGUGAGAGGAACGGGGACGACCUGGAUGUCCCAGCCUGUCGCCUCACCGGUGCAGAGCGGGCAGCCGCCUCGGCAGAGGAGACGGACAUCGAUGCUGUGGAGCUCCCACUGCCCGGAGCUGACAUCCUUGACUUCAGCCGUGGCGUGACUGACCUGGAUGCUGUGGACAAGGAGGCAAGUGCAUACACUGAUGCCAACGGCUGCCUCCUCCCUGAAGAUAUCCUGACAGCAUCGCCUAAGAUGCUGCUGCCCUCAUCUGCGCAGCUGCCUGACCUGGGAACACCCCUUUCUGCUCACCACCAGAUGCAGCUCCUCCAGCAACUCCUGCAGCAGCAACAGCAGCAGACACAAGUGGCUGUGGCACAGGUCCACUUGCUGAAGGACCAGCUGGCUGCAGAGGCAGCAGCGCGGCUGGAAGCCCAGGCUCGCGUGCAUCAGCUCCUGCUCCAGAACAAGGACUUGCUGCAGCACAUCUCACUCCUGGUCAAACAGGUGCAGGAGCUGGAGCUGAAGCUUGCGGGGAACACCACCACGGGCUCCCAGGACAGCCUGCUGGAGAUCACCUUCCGCUCAAAUGUCCUCCCUGUCCUCUGCGACCCGACCACCCCGCAGCCCGAGGACACCCACCCGCCGCCACUGGUCUCUGGCUCAGGCUUCCCCAGCACCAUGGGCAGCCCCAUAGGUAGGAACGACUGUCUGGUGAAGCUGGAGUGCUACCGCUUCCUGCCUGACUCAGGGCCACCUGCCCCGGAGCCAGCGCUGGGCAGCCUGGAGCUCAUCAAGUUCCGUGAGUCGGGCAUUGCCUCCGAGUAUGAGUCCAACACGGAUGAGAGUGAGGAGCGUGACUCCUGGUCCCAGGAGGAGCCACCGCGCCUGCUCCAUGUCCAGACCAGGCAGGACCUGGGUGACAGCCUGGAGGAUGAGAUCGCGGUGUAGGGGUUGGCGGGAGGUGGUGCAGACCUGCCGGAGCUGGGCUGCACCCUGGUCAUAACCCCCUGGCCCUGGCAGGAGCAGGACAUCUCGGAGGUAGAGGGGUGGAGGAGGGAACAUGAGGCUUCAGCACACAGCUGGGAGCUGUG